This is a messenger RNA of Wallemia ichthyophaga EXF-994, 303 nucleotides long. RefSeq lists its product as uncharacterized. NCBI's taxonomy places the organism in Eukaryota, Fungi, Basidiomycota, Wallemiomycetes, Wallemiales, Wallemiaceae. Bases 1 to 303 code for a protein of 100 amino acids. The transcript has 2 exons. The record is from RefSeq and is a predicted model, not a curated record.
AUGCCAAAAUUAUCAAAAUUAGAGCGCAAAGCGCAGCCAGAACCUCCAGUGAAUCUAGGCGACGUCGACGAUGGUUUGGACAACAGGCACGAAUUGGAAAAGAAGGUUGCUUCCGUUAAGGCUAGAAAUAGCUCAAAUGCCUCCCAUAAAGGCCUCGGCAGGAAGAAAUCUACAAAGCAGCGAACACGCACCUCAAAAGCUGCGGAAAGAGCCGCUGAACACGCCGAUAAGCUCAAGAAUAAGCGUUCAGACUCCGAAACUCGCAAGCAAAAAAGGGACAACAGCAAAAGUGUCUGGGAAUAA